Molecule: messenger RNA, 3659 nt
Organism: Rosa rugosa (rugosa rose)
Lineage: Eukaryota; Viridiplantae; Streptophyta; Magnoliopsida; Rosales; Rosaceae
Product: pentatricopeptide repeat-containing protein At5g66520-like
Exons: 5
Coding region: 263-1660 (465 amino acids)
Biological process (GO): RNA modification
Molecular function (GO): RNA binding; protein binding
Source: RefSeq, a predicted model, not a curated record
GGUGGUCUGGUCAGCCACAGCACUGUAAGCCGUGUGGUAGUGGGUCUCAACAUAACAUACCUCACCACAAUCUGGAGGCACCCGCAUUUUGGAUCAGCUGCUAUAGUGAUAAACGUGCAAGAUGGUGUAUCAGCCGUCCUUGUGAUUGUGCUUGCUCAUAUCUCAGAUACAUCCGUGGGUCAUUUUAAGAUGAUUGUCUUCACAAAUUAAUAUUGCAUAUUUUCUUGGACUAGUUCUAUUGGCAGCGGUUUCUGCUGGGUUUAUGAGUCGAAUGCAAUCCAUAGCCAAACUCUCAAACCAUCUUAUCAAACCCACAAACCACGCCUUCUGUUGGUGCCUCAAAAGCUACAACUCAUGGGCUGCAGCCAUACGCAGCUCUUCUUCCCCACAUAAAGCUCUGCAUAUCUAUUCUCAAAUGCACCGGCAGUCUGUACCUUUCGACAGCUUCUCCAUUCUCUUUACUCUAAAAUCAUGUACCCAAUUGCAUCAUAACCACGCAACCAUUCAACACCUCCAUUCCCAUAUCGUUAAACUCGGGUUUGAUUCUCACGUAUACGUGGCCACUGCCCUUCUCCACGCUUACGUUGUGGUCUCGUUUGUGGAUGCAUGUAAACUGUUCGACGAAAUGCCUGAGAAGAGCACAGUCACCUGGAACACAAUGAUUUCUGGGUAUUCGAGGACCGGGAAUGUAGAGAGAGCAACACUGGUGUUUGAGGAAAUGCCGGUGAGAGAUGUUUCAUCAUGGUGUGCAAUGAUCGCAGCCUAUGUGAACAAUGGCAAACAUGAGCUUGGGUUAUCACUGUUUCGGGAUAUGGUAAUGGCUGAAGAAGGUGUGAAACCUGACCAAGUGACUGCAGUAGUGGUUUUAUCUGGCUGUGCUCACUUGGGCUCUGUUGGGUUGUUGGUGGGGAAGUCAGUUCAUGGGUUUAUGCUCAAGAAUCGGUGGGAGAUGAAUGCGGAGCUCGGUACAGUUUUGAUCAGCAUGUAUGCGAAAUGUGGGUUUUUAAAGGGAGCAGAACAGGUUUUUGAGUUGAUGCAAGAGAAGAAUGUGAUGGCUUGGACUGCAUUGAUUUGUGGAUCAGCACAACAUGGCUACAGCAAAGAAGCAUUGUGUUUGUUUGAGACAAUGCAAAAGGCCGGUGUAAGACCUAAUGAACUGACUUUUACAGGAGUUCUUAGUGCUUGUGUGAACACGGGACUAGUUGAUGAGGGUCGAAAAUAUUUCAAUCUGAUUGAAGAAAGUGGCUUGGAGCUUAGGAUUCAGCAUUAUGGAUGCAUGGUCGAUUUGUAUGGCAAGGUGGGGCUGUUAGAGGAAGCGUAUGAUUUUAUUAAGAACAUGAAACUUGAACCCAAUAUUGCUGUCUGGGGAGCUUUUUUGUCGGCUUGUAAGGAGCAUAAGCAGUUUGAGAUGGCCGAAAGAGUAGUUGAGCUGGUCAUGAAGAUGGUGAAACCAGAAAAUGAUAGUGGGGUUUACUCUCUUAUUGCCGAUUUGUAUGUUUUGGGUGGGAAGUGGGAUGAUGCUGAAAGAGUGAGGAGUCUGAUGGCGAACCACAAGGUGAGGAAGAUCAGGGGCUCUAGUUUUAUUCAAGUGGAUGGUAGAGAAAACCAAUUUUAUAUGCCGCUCCCAACUUAUAAAGCUUAUCUGAAUGAUUUAUCCUAGGCGAGAAAUGAUAUUGAGGCACCUCAGUGGCAGCAGGCCGGUAGCUUUAUCGAGAUUAGAAGCAUAUUGUGCAAAGGCUCUAAUUCUGCAAAUUGCAUAAGGCUGUUUACAAAAAGGAACAACACAUCUAUCAGAAUUACAACCUUAGUUGCUUCAAUUGUUAUAAGGUUUCGUUUUAAGUAGUUUUACAGAUUGUAAGGUGAAGACUAACAAGAAAGAGGUGGAAGAGGUAUUGUCUUCUGACAUGGAUCACAUCAAAGCUGUAUCGAGUGCAAACCAAUGGUUUCUCUCCUCAAUGUAUAAUAGGAUUCAUCAUAGUGGCCGUCCUGUUUCACCCUACCUUCUCCCAUAUCUCUACUACUAUAAAGUCAGGCCCUCUUUUGGUGUCAAAGGCUUCACCAAUUUUUGGAAGUCCCCCUAUUACCAUGGUGAAACAACAAUUGACUCAGAUGAAAAUAUCUACAAGAAUUAGUAUAGUAAAGUACAACAAAAAAAAUAAAGAAAAAAGAAUAAGGGGAAACGUUGGAGAAAAUCAAACUGCAGUACGGGAGCCACGUUCAGAAGCGGUUCGGCUUCAACUGACGCAAUCACAUUCAUUUCAUACAAAUAGCCAAUAAUGAAGACAGAAAGAGAAGUUGGCUGAUCGAACAAGAAAACGAAGAGACCAGGAAUUAGUACCAUUCUUCAUGGUGGUAUGGGGGAUAAGAUGCAUAUGUGAAUUAUUCUAUAUGAGCACAAGAACGAAUAUAUGCUGCUAUAUACUUGAUUGGUAAUGUACGGAGAACCCCUUAGAUGAGGAUGGCUGAAGCAUUAGCAGAUUCAAGGGUGAAUUACUAUCUGCCACAGAAUAGGCCUUGAACAUCAAGUCUGUGCAUUUGAAGAAUCAUUUGGCUUUUAAAGUCCACAAGCUCUAUGGAGUAUGGAAAGAUAUAAGCUUAUUCAAAUGAACAGCAGAGGUGUUGUUACCCUUUCAUCUUUUUUAAUUGGUUCUUUGGGUAUACUCUAUCUUUCAUUAAUGCAAGUUCCUCCAAAAAGGUUUGAACUUAGUUUUACAUCUCUUUUUCAAAUGUAUAGCGUUGGCUAAUGUGUUGUUAGGAUGUUAUUAACUUUGUUUCAACAGAUUUGAAAUAGAUGAAUGCAGAGUGUAGGAAGUGGAGUGAGUGAGGAACAGGUCCAAACUCCAAAUGAAAGUAAAGGGACUGGAGGGGGGAAGGGGACAUUAUACUGCAAUGGAAGAGGGCUGAAUGACAUAAGAAGAAGAAGAAAAGAAGUACUUUUCUGGUGAUAUGUAAAGAUAAGUAAUGGCAGUCAUCUUCAUUAUUGGAGCACGAGCUAUAUUAUAUUUGUUUGAUUGUUGUUCUUUACUUUUUAUUUUGGCUGUUUAUGAGGCAUAUAAAAGAGAGCAAUGAGGUUCAAACGGUUCCUUUUUAUGGGGAUGUUUGCCUUUCACAAUUUCAGUAAAAAAAGGGGAAGAGAUAGAUCAGAGAACAAACACAAGACUUGUGCUAUGGAGAGGCAAUGAAUCUCUUAAUUUGGUUGAAUGGUAUUGUACUUACUGUUAGCUGGUGAGUUUUGUUUCUGUCACUAGUUCUGCAAAUUUCAGUUUUUUUUUUUUGUUGUUGUUGUGUACGUGUGUGUCAUCUUUAUUUAUCUCUACUAUUGGUUCUGAGGUACUCAAAGGGUGAAUUACUAUCUGCCACAGAAUAGGCCUUGAAGAUCAAGUCUGUGCAUUUGAAGAAUCAUUUGGCUUUCAAAGUCCACAAGCUCUAUGGAGUAUGGAAAGAUAUAAUUUGGUUUAAUUACAAAGGCUGUUUAUUACAAUUGGAGAUUUUGUAAUGCAUACUGCAACUUCAAAGUUUUGAUUUGUUCUCUUUGAUGUAGUUGACAAUGGUUGAUGAUUAGUUUUCCCGACUUUAUGGGAAAUCAAGUUUCAUGUGCCCAUGUGAAUUCGGUGCCUAUAAUAAUGCCUUUUCUACUAAAGCAUGAUAAAAGUUUUUAA